AAGUUAUUCCAAAUAACAUAUUCCGCGGCCUCAUUUAUUUACUGCCUUGUGCCUUUAUACACUUGGUUACGGUACCGAGAAUACUCGCUGAUUUUAGGUAUUCUGAUACCGGGUUGUGAUCCGGAAACAUUAACUGGAUUCCUAAUCACCAAUGCCUUUCACUGUUUCGUGGUGUAUGUUGCGCUCAAUGGAUUGAUAGCUGCUGAUGUUAUCUGCAUGUUGAUAAUCCUUCACAUCGUGGGAGUGGCCGAUGUCUUCAAGAACCAGCUAAAAUCCCUGGAUGACCUUAUCGACCGAGAGGACAAAGAUGCAGAAAAAAUCCACGUUAAUGUUCUGGGAAUCUGUUUGAUGCACGAGGAAAUUAUAGAAUACGAGGAAGAACUGGAUGAAUCGUAUAAAACUGUAGUGCUGUUUCAAAUCAUAACUUCUAUCUUAGAAAUUUCAACGUGUUUGUUCAUACUUUACAUGACAGGACAUAUCAAUGCUCUAUUCCUUGCAAUAAGUGCUGUUUGGCAAUUGCUCGAAUUCUGCUUACUGGGUGUCACUUUGACUAUAAAGAACGAAGAGAUUGCCCGGGCCCUGUACGAUAUCAAAUGGUAUAAACUGUCGUCGAAACAUCAACGGAUGCUCGGGUUUGUUUUGCACAACGCUCAAAAUGCCGUAGAAAUAACGGUCGGUGGACUAGCAUUGUUGAACUUGGAAACAUUCGUUGAGGUCAUGAAAAGAAUUUAUUCCUAUUGCGCCAUGUUAAUUCAAUUCUUAAAAUAGGAAAAUCAACC
Messenger RNA from Uranotaenia lowii, 779 nucleotides. RefSeq names its product putative odorant receptor 83c. The transcript has 4 exons. NCBI's taxonomy places the organism in Eukaryota, Metazoa, Arthropoda, Insecta, Diptera, Culicidae. Gene Ontology annotation, cellular component: plasma membrane. The record is from RefSeq and is a predicted model, not a curated record. Gene Ontology annotation, biological process: detection of chemical stimulus involved in sensory perception of smell; sensory perception of smell. Gene Ontology annotation, molecular function: olfactory receptor activity; odorant binding. Bases 217 to 768 code for a protein of 183 amino acids.